Sclerotinia borealis F-4128 is the source of this 834-nucleotide messenger RNA. The record is from the annotation of a GenBank genome assembly. Lineage: Eukaryota; Fungi; Ascomycota; Leotiomycetes; Helotiales; Sclerotiniaceae.
AUGCCUAGAGUCUUCUUCAUCACUGGUACUUCCACCGGAUUUGGAAAUCACCUUGUUCAGGAGGUUCUCGACAGAGGCGAUGUUGCAGUUGCCACUGCUCGUAAGCCAGAAACUCUAAAGUUUGAACGGACAAAUGACAAGAACUUUCUGGCCCUCAAACUUGAUGUAACUAGCCAGUCUGAUAUUGAGAAUUCCUUCAAAUUCGCAACCGAUAAAUUCGGCCGCAUCGAUGUAGUUGUCAACAAUGCUGGGUAUGGCCUCGCCGGUGUAUUUGAAGAACUUAAAGAGCAACAGGCUCGUACUCAGAUGGAGGUCAACUUCUUCGGCCUUCUUGCAGUCACCAAAAAGGCAAUGGAAGUUAUGCGGAAACAGAAGCCAUGUGGUGGUCUCAUUCAGCAAGUCACUAGUAUUGGCGGUCAAAGAGGUAUGCCUUUCUUCAGCAUCUACUGUGCAAGUAAAUGGGCCGUCGAAGGUUAUACCGAAAGCAUCAGUCAGGAGGUGAAACCAGAAUGGAACAUCAAGUUCACAUGCGUUGAGCCCGGUGGAUUCCGAACUGAUUGGGCUGGAAGAUCUAUGCAAUUUGCUGAGAAGAAGCAUCCCGCAUAUAAUCAUCUAGAUGCCAAGGAAUCCAUGCGAAAGGGAAAUGGUACUCAAGCUGGAGAUCCAAAGAAAGGUGCAAAAGCCAUGUAUGAGCUUGCUAUACUCUCAGAUCCACCUUUGAGAGUAGUCAUUGGAAGUGAUGCGUACAAAGGAAUUAUGGCGAAGAUUGAGGCAUAUGGGGAAAACUAUAAGAAGUACGAGAAGAUCUCUAACAGUUGUGAUGUUGAUGAAUGA